AUGCCGUUCUUAAACCCCUUCAAAAAAUACGAUGUCGAACACUUCAAAGACCUGGUACUCGUUCCCUUGGACCAAGCGCCCGCGCGCCACCCCAGCGUCGUAGCCGAGAACCAACGCCGCCAGUCCAUUCGACGUGCGUCCCUACCCGAGUCUGAGCAGACCAAAGUCGGCGCGGCCGAGGCCAACACGCUCGAAAAAGGUAGAUCUACGUCCUCUGACAACACCAUCGGUGGGCAAUUUACCGUUCAGCAACUUCGUGAAGAGGUCGAGGCCGACAUUGCCGCGUCCGGUCAUGAUUCCGCUUACGAUCGCAAGUCAAAGGUCAUCAACAAAGCCAUUCAGGAUAUUGGGAUGGGCCGAUACCAGUGGGAAUUAUUCUCUCUUGCGGGGUUCGGUUGGUUGGCCGACAACCUUUGGUUGCAAGGUGUAGCGUUAACACUGCCAUCCUUCACGGCGGAGUAUGGUGUCUCUGAGACUAACGUGCGUUUCACCACGCUUUCUUUGUUUCUCGGCCUUUGUCUUGGUGCAAGCUUCUGGGGAACCAUUUCGGAUGUGAUCGGCCGGAGACCUGCGUUUAAUCUGACUCUCUUUAUCACGGCGGUUUUUGGAACAGCUGUUGGUGGCACAAGCACUUGGGUUCAGGCUUGUGCACUGUAUGCUGCCUUAGGAUGCGGCGUUGGGGGUAACCUUCCAGUCGAUGGGGCACUUUUCCUCGAAUUCCUCCCUUUCGCCAACGGCAACCUCCUUACUCUACUCUCCGUCUGGUGGCCUUUUGGUCAGCUUCUAGGGUCACUCAUCGCUUGGGGAUUCCUCACGAACUACAGCUGCACCGAUGGCUCCGGCUCGCCACUUCCCUCUUGCAGCUCUGUUGACGCUGGUGCCGCUUGCUGCACCAAAGACAGCAACAUGGGAUGGCGAUACCUGAACUACACCAUGGGAGCCUUCACUUUCUUUAUGUUCAUCUGCCGAUUCUUCCUGUUCCACCUCUUCGAGAGCCCCAAGUUCCUGUUGAGCAAGGGCCGCCAAAGGGAAGCCGUCGCUGCUGUGUACGGCAUUGCGUACCACAAUGGCUGCAAAACCUGGCUCUCUGAGGAUAUCCUGGACGAGAUAGGGGGCAAGUCCCAGGGGGGCGAGAAGCAAGGCUUGACUGCGAAGGAGGUCAUCAUGCGCCAGGCCGAGAAGUUUUCUACCCAGCGUAUCAAGCCACUCUUUGGCUACAAACGUCUUGGAAUUAACACAGGACUCUUGUGGUUUAUUUGGACGGCCAUUGGCAUGGGAUACCCGCUGUUCAACGCUUUUCUGCCUCAAUACCUCUCCGAGUCAGGUGGCGAGAGCAAGUCUGUCAGUACGACUUAUCGCGAUUAUGCCAUCACCUCCAUUGUCGGUUGCCCUGGAAGCAUUAUCGCUUGCUUGACGGUCGACAUCAAGUACGUCGGACGCAAAGGCACCAUGGCAAUUGCGACGCUCUUGACCGGCAUCUUCCUCUUCUUGUUCACCGAAUCCGCCAACGGGAGCUUCCAACUCGCAUUCUCCUGCCUGGUUGCGCUGUUCCAGAACGUCAUGUACGGCGUGCUUUACGCCUAUACCCCCGAGACGUUCCCUGCGCCAAACCGCGGAACUGGUACGGGCAUUGCCAGCUGCUUCAACCGAAUCGCUGGCUUGUGCGCCCCUCUGAUCGGUAUUUAUGGCGCGCUUGAGAAUCCGAAAGUACCCAUCUAUGUUUCGGGAGGGUUAAUGCUGUCGGCUUUCAUCGCGAUGGUGUUGUUGCCGAUUGAGACGAGGGGGAAGCAGACGCUGUGA
This is a messenger RNA of Cyphellophora europaea CBS 101466, 1800 nucleotides long. RefSeq lists its product as uncharacterized. The coding region runs from base 1 to 1800 and encodes 599 amino acids. Gene Ontology annotation, molecular function: transmembrane transporter activity. Lineage: Eukaryota; Fungi; Ascomycota; Eurotiomycetes; Chaetothyriales; Cyphellophoraceae. Gene Ontology annotation, biological process: transmembrane transport. The transcript is spliced from 5 exons. The record is from RefSeq and is a predicted model, not a curated record.